UAGGGUGCGUCGUAACUGGGAAAAUGACCUUAAAUGUCAAAAUAAUCCUUUUCCUUCGCCAUUUUGUAUUUGUUGUCGAGUUGGUCAUUAUAAUCUUAUUACAAUAUUUUAUUGGAUUGCCCCAAUUUUAUUUUUCCAUAUUUCUCGUAUAUUCCGUUAUAGUGGCGUCCAAGUCGAAGAAAAUUUACACCAUGACGGCCCACGACCAAAUGCGGGCUAUGCUGGAUCAGCUUAUGGGAACAGGAAGAAAUGGAGAAAAUAAUAAGUUUCAAGUGAAAUUCAACGAUCCCAGAGUUUGCAAAUCGUUUUUACUGGCUUGUUGCCCUCAUGAGAUACUUUCCUCCACGAGAAUGGACUUGGGUGAUUGUCCCAAAAUUCAUGAUUUGGCAUUGAGAGCGGAUUUUGAAAAAGCCCAGCAAACAAAAGAUUACUUCUAUGAUCUUGAUGCCAUGGAACAUUUGCAAGCCUUUAUAGGUGAUUGUGACAGAAGAACUGAAGCUGCUAAACAACGUUUAGCUGAAACCCAGGAGGAACUAUCAGCGGAAGUUGCUGUGAAAGCAAACAAUGUUCACGAACUUGCUGAACAAAUUGGACAGAAGUUGGCUAAGGCAGAACAACUUGGAGAAGAAGGUUUCGUGGAUGAGAGCAUGAAGCUCAUGGAGGAAGUAGACGAAUUGAGGAAAAAGAAAUUAGAUGCGGAACAAGAAUAUCGCAACUCUAUGCCUGCCAGCAGCUACCAACAACAGAAGCUGAGAGUUUGUGAGGUUUGUUCAGCGUAUCUAGGUAUCCAUGACAAUGACAGACGAUUGGCCGAUCAUUUUGGUGGAAAACUCCAUCUUGGUUUCAUUAAAAUCAGAGAGAAACUGACGGAACUAGAGAAAACCGCUGAGAAGAGAAGAGAGGAUAAGAAAAGAGCUGGUAAAGAUAGAGAUCGUGACAACAGAGAUGAUAGAUUCGAUAGGCGUUACCGUGAGCAUUACGUUGGAGGAAGAGAAUUGGACAGAAGAUCCAAACGUCACAGGUCAAGGUCUAGGGAACGCAAAGAAAAAGAACCCCGCAAAGAAAGAGAUGAUGAAGGAAGCAAGAGCAGCCGGUCAUAUAGAUCCAGAUCAAGAAGUCGUGAUCGCGAUCGCAGAUCUCAUUCUCGUCAUUCAGGUUCAAGCGAUAAAAAGAGGGAGCGUGAUAGGGAUUAAUACAGUUGUUAAGAAAAGUUUUGGGAUAAGUUUUGGUUACAUUUAUGAAUAGUAUGUUUUUAUACUAUAAUGAAAUUGUAUUAUAGCUCUGGUAACAAGAUCAUGAUAUAGUUUUGACAAAUUCACUUCAUUUUCAAAUUUUUAUUCAUGUUAUUGAAGCUUACUGUUGAAGGCAAUUUUUUUGGAUGAGUUUUCUUUCAAUUAUAUUUCAUGAUACUUCAGCUCGUAAAACUAAAAUUACAAAUUUUGGUGUAUUUGACAUUCAAUCAAAUAAAAUUCUAUAGUGAAUACAUCUUUUCUAACUUCUUAGGUCAAAUAAAAUCUCUGAAGUAAUUUUGUUAUGAUGUUUUUCUGUUCUCAAAAAGUGAACACCUUGGUUUUGUUCACUUUGUUAAUCCUGCAGUGAGUGUUUCAAAGAUUCAAACUGCUGUCCACACAGUGUUCAUCAUCUGGGAUGUUCUAAGAAUCAGCUGAAAUGGAUUUGAACGUAAACUACAGAAAGAAUUUUUGGUAAUACCUACUUUAUUAGCUUUAAGACUAUAAUUUUGUUGAUUUGUACUAACUGUAUCUAUAGAUUUGUUGAUUAUUUUAUUAGCGUCCCUAGGAAAUAAUUCUCAACUCUGUUCAAUGUAUUAGAUAGUGUAGAUACUUAAUAUAUCAAUCAAUAUAUCAUGUAAUGCUUUGGAAAUAAAUAUAAUGUUGAGAUCUUA
Leptinotarsa decemlineata (Colorado potato beetle) is the source of this 1903-nucleotide messenger RNA. Its product is annotated as putative RNA-binding protein Alsin2. Gene Ontology annotation, biological process: mRNA splice site recognition. The record is from RefSeq and is a predicted model, not a curated record. NCBI's taxonomy places the organism in Eukaryota, Metazoa, Arthropoda, Insecta, Coleoptera, Chrysomelidae. Gene Ontology annotation, cellular component: U1 snRNP. Gene Ontology annotation, molecular function: mRNA binding.